ACAAAGAACGACCAGGGCGACAAGCUGUAGCGGCUCUCCACUUUCAUGGACUAAUUUACAUAGUUAACUGUAAAAUUACCUUUUAAUACUAGGUAUUCUUCAGGCUCAGAGCAUCAUGUCUUAUCCACAGUCUCCAAGAAAGGCAGGGAUGCCAAGAGAAGUGUUGAAGUGGCUGCAGAGCCUCGAGCUCUCAAUUUAUCCGAAGAAUGUGCGCAGAGAUUUUUCCAAUGGUUUCCUUGUGGCAGAGAUAUUGUCUCGUUAUUACCCCCAAGACUUUCCAUUGCAUUCAUAUGACAAUGGAACAUCACUUGCUUCCAAACAGAGGAACUGGAGACAGAUAGAGAGGUCUUUACAGAAGCAAAAUCUGCACUUGAUGAAAGACGUCAUUGAUAGCAGCAUCCACUGCAAACCAGGAGCAGCUGAGCUGUUGGUGCAGGAGGUUUACACUGUUUUAACCAACCAGAGUAUCAGAGAUGUGCAGGGUCCAGAGUCAGACUUCACUGACAAAGAGUACCAGGAGCUCCUGCCCGCAGUGGCCCGCUCCACAGCCUCCAGAGCAAUCAAGAACAACCUGAGGAUAACGGAGAUCAUGGCUGAGCCCGACAUCAGCACAAACCAGAGGAAGACAGAAGCCAUCCUGCGCAGGCACCUGGAGCACAAGGCUGCAGAGAGGCUUACUAACCCUGGUGAGCACCACCCAGGAAGAUUUAAAGGCAGACCUAAUCUGGGUCGGCUGGCAUCCAAAAAUCUUGUGCCAUCAGCCCGCAGAGAUGAGUGCUUUGCUUCAUCUGGAGACACUACAUCAAAGUUCUCCUCAUCAGCAUGCAGUGAAGCUGCUGUUUCCUAUAAGGAAAUAAAGGUGCACCAGCCUGUCAGACACUCCCUGGUUAACAAUUACAGGAACUAAAUAGAGCGUGUUUCUAAACGAUUGUACUGUUUUGUGUGUGUCAUUUAAUAUAUGGAUGUGUUUUUCAUAAUUAUUCAAAGUAUAACCUAUUUAACUAUUAUGGCUCACACAUUACUGGAGUAGAAUUUGUCUCGAAAGACAGAGGACGUCACUGUCUGUCAUGGUUUAUGUAAUCUCAAUGCUUCUGCAAGGUUUGGCCUAUGUCGGUUUAUUCCAAUAGGUGGCAGCCUUGAGUUACGAGCAGAGCUUAAAUCCACUGCUGGCUGUAGAGGUACCAUUGACAAAAACAGGAUAUAAAUCAGUGCAUGCAGCAGAGAUGUGCACAUAAUGCUUUUGAUAUUGCAGCAACACUAUUUUUCUGUUGUGUUUCUCACUUAAUUAUUAGUAUUCCUUAUUUCCUAGCCCUUUGUUGAAUAAAUGUCAACACAUGUAUGGACUGUAGUGUCUUUAUCUGGAGUGUUGGCUGAAGAAUCUCUGACCUUUCGAAGGUGUGGAUGACCAAAGACUGAACAUGUGCCUGUGAAUAUGUCAUUAAAAGGCCCGUGGCAACACAAAUGAAGCUAAUUGUGGGUCAAAUGUGAAGCUAAGUGUGGAGCACAGGAGAUGAUGUUUGGAAUGUAUCACUCAGUUUAGAUACUGUAACAAAAGAGGAGUUGUUUUGUUCUGCUUUUAUUAUGUCCAUAUUUGAUUUUUGCCCAAGGAAAAGAUUAUGCUAGUUUGUUUUUAGAUAUUCUCGUUAUGUUUAAACAUAUCACAAUCCCACUGGUGGAAAGUAUCUUAACUUAAAGGUGCUAUUGAUAACUGAUAGCAUUCAGCCUCUAGAUGGCGCUCUCUCCUGCCCUGUCCAUUGAAUUCACUUUUAAACAGAUCAAUCAUUUCAUACCUGUUUACAUUUUAAAAUAAUUUAUACACAAUCAUCAUUUCUUUUAUUUGUUGUUGUUUUUUUAAAUAAUUGAUUACAUACAAAUGUUAUCAAUAUAACCUUUAAUAAAUGUUUGAGGUUCUUUUAUGCUUCUUAAUACUUUAUUUAUUUGACAACUUACGUUACUAGUCUCUUUGCAGUUAUAGAUCAUUAUCACAAAAAUAUCAACCAUUAAAUGACGAUACAUUUUAUUAGAUUCAACUACCCAGCAGAAUAAAAACGAGCUACAAUUAGCCCUGGCGUUCCAGCUACGAUAAAAAAGCGAUUAACACAAUCAUUCAUCAAUAACUAUUACCCAAUAUAAUAAAAUAUAUUCAUAUGAAAUAAGACCUUCUGAAUGACUACUUUUACUCUGGGUCCUUUAGGUGUAUUAAGAUGCAAAUACCAUUGUAGGAUUACUUAAUUCAAGUUUGGAUAACGGAACCUUUACUAGAAAAAUAUGGGCCAAUUACAUCAUGGAUCCUGGGUUUGUUGGAGGACUUGACAGGUAGAUCAUCAGCGUUAAUGGCACCAUAUGGUCAUAUGGUCUUCCCUAUAAUUGGAUCACCUCCGGGCUGUGUCGCAUCACUUUAUCUGUGCCUUCUGUACACGAAUAACUGCAGAUGUUCAUGUCUUGGCGGAGACAUUCUGAAGUUUUUUAUUAUUUCAACAUUGUGAGCCAGUCCAAGCGAGUAGUUUUCCACGUAGUCUAGUGAUUGAUUACAUUUUGUUCCAGUUUCUUACAACACAAUGCAGUGUAGGAUUUCAAGUUAACCUUCAGGUUGAAGCUAAUAACUCAAGUUAAAUGUUUGGUUGUUUUAUCUUCAAAAGCAAGCAAAUGUAGAAAUAGGAAUUACAUAUACAUACAGU
This is a messenger RNA of Eleginops maclovinus (Patagonian blennie), 2678 nucleotides long. RefSeq names its product spermatogenesis associated 4 (gene spata4). Gene Ontology annotation, molecular function: microtubule binding. NCBI's taxonomy places the organism in Eukaryota, Metazoa, Chordata, Actinopteri, Perciformes, Eleginopidae. Gene Ontology annotation, cellular component: axoneme. The record is from RefSeq and is a predicted model, not a curated record. Bases 116 to 907 code for a protein of 263 amino acids. Gene Ontology annotation, biological process: regulation of cytoskeleton organization. The transcript has 6 exons.